Molecule: messenger RNA, 2175 nt
Organism: Bombus pyrosoma
Lineage: Eukaryota; Metazoa; Arthropoda; Insecta; Hymenoptera; Apidae
Gene: D2hgdh
Product: D-2-hydroxyglutarate dehydrogenase, mitochondrial
Exons: 9
Coding region: 299-1825 (508 amino acids)
Cellular component (GO): mitochondrion
Molecular function (GO): catalytic activity; FAD binding
Source: RefSeq, a predicted model, not a curated record
AUAAUAAUUUUAACUAAAAAGUUGAUAUAAAUUUUUUAUAAAUUUUUAGAAAUGAAGAAAUAGCUAUACAUAAUAUAAAUCUUUUACCGAUUAAUAUACUGAAACGUUAAUUGCAACAUAUUUAGUGUAAAGAUAUCUAAAAUAAUUACGCAAUGUUUAUUGCUCAUAACCUUGAUAACUUGAUACACGUGAAAUGUGGAGCGUUUAAAUUUGAUUUCUCUUCUUCGUUUAUUACGACGUGAAAUAUCAAUAAUAAAGUGUGAAGGUGAAUGAAGUGGCAAAUAUUACUUUAAAUAAUAUGAAUUCCCCAACGCUGCUUAGGACGCUCCGGUAUACCUCGACAUUUCGAUUUUUAUCUACAAAACCGGCGUUCACGUGCGACAGAUACAAAGUGAAAAGAGGCCCGUACGCGAACAUUUCCAAUGAUCACGUGGCAUUCUUCAAUGAGUUGCUCGGACGAAACAGGGUCAUCACGGAUGCAGAAGAAUGCGAAGGAUACAACAUAGAUUACUCAAAGAUCGUCAGAGGAAAGAGCACACUCGUAUUGAAACCAAAAACUACCGACGAAGUAUCUGCCAUAUUAAAGUUUUGCAACGACAAUCGGUUAGCUGUGUGCCCCCAGAGCGGAAAUACGGGCCUAGUAGGUGGUAGCGUGCCGGUCUUCGACGAGAUUGUUAUUUCCAUGAAGCUUAUGAAUAAAAUCAUCGAGACGAACGAAUUGGCAGGGGUGCUGACCUGUGAAGCCGGUUGCGUGCUAGAAGAUUUGGACAAUCAUUUAGCGACAGUAGGAUUAAUGAUGCCGAUUGAUCUCGGUGCCAAGGGUAGUUGUCUGAUUGGCGGCUGCGUGUCCACGAACGCAGGAGGUUUGAGGCUUCUUCGUUAUGGUAAUCUUCAUGGAAACAUUCUGGGUCUCGAAGCCGUGAAGGCGAACGGGGACGUGGUAGAUUGUUUGAAUACGCUGAAGAAGAACAACACUGGUUACCAUUUGAAGCAUCUUUUUAUAGGGUCGGAGGGAACCUUGGGAAUUGUAACGAAAGUCGCGAUUCAAUGUCCACCGCUUCCUGCGGCCAUCAAUGUCGCGUUCUUAGGGCUAAACAGUUUCGACAAAGUGUUGAAAGCGUUUCGUCUGGCGAAAAAGGAAUUGGGAGAGAUUCUGUCAUCGUUCGAGAUGAUGGACAAGUUGUCGUUAGACGUUUCCAUUGAGGCUUUUGGCCAGAAAAGUCCAUUGACGUCGAAAGCCGACGGUCACGAAUUUUACGUGUUGAUGGAAACUUCGGGUAGCAACGCGAGUCACGAUGAGGAGAAGCUCGCCUCAUUCGUAGAGAAAGCGCUUGCCGACGAUAUCAUCGAAGACGGUACUCUGACUUCGGACCCCACCAAAGUCAAAAAUAUAUGGGCACUAAGGGAACGGAUUAGCGAAGGAAUAUUACGAGAAGGUUAUGUCUUUAAAUACGAUAUUUCUAUACCCCUUCCGUCUUUCUAUAAGGUGAUAGAGGUACUUAGGGAACGAUUACGUGAUCCACGCAUCAUAAGAAUCAGUGGAUAUGGACACCUAGGUGAUGGAAAUAUUCACGUCCAGAUUUCAAUAUUGUCGUACGAAUCUGACAUAGCAGCACAACUACAACCUUUUAUUUUCGAAUACGUGUCUGGUCUUCGUGGUAGCGUAAGUGCUGAACAUGGAAUAGGAUUCACAAAGACAAAAUAUCUACAUAUGAGUAGAACUUCUUCUGAAAUCAAACUUAUGCACGAAUUGAAACAGAUGAUGGAUCCAAAUGGAAUACUCAAUCCGUAUAAAGUGUUAUAUCCAUUAGAAAUUUCCGUAUAAUAAUAGGAUAAGUAAUAUUAUACGUUGUCAUAAAAAAUAAAAUAUUACAAUAUACUUAAAUCGUCAUCUAACGUAUUCAGAAGAUAUAAUUUGCAUAAAAAGUAAAAAUAUAAGUAUGCAUGGAUUGGAAAAUAUAUAGAAAAACAUAAUGUAAGACGAUGUAUUUUGAAUUGCGUGAAGAAAAUAGAAAAUGCCCGAACAAACGAGAAGCCGCCUAGUGCUAAGAAUAAGCGUUGAUUGGUUACGAUAUGAUUGCUAGUAAAUUCGAGUAGGGACUUAGACGCAAGAAAAUUCGAAACGGUUUGCGUCUGCGCAUGCACAGUUCGAAAAAUCUCGAAAAGCGCGCCACA